Molecule: messenger RNA, 1395 nt
Organism: Magallana angulata
Lineage: Eukaryota; Metazoa; Mollusca; Bivalvia; Ostreida; Ostreidae
Product: E3 ubiquitin-protein ligase CHIP-like
Exons: 7
Coding region: 66-902 (278 amino acids)
Biological process (GO): protein polyubiquitination; proteasome-mediated ubiquitin-dependent protein catabolic process; cellular response to misfolded protein
Cellular component (GO): cytoplasm; Z disc
Molecular function (GO): protein-folding chaperone binding; ubiquitin protein ligase activity
Source: RefSeq, a predicted model, not a curated record
ACUUUGAAAUAAAGAUUAAGUAUUACAUUGAAUAAUUUAAAAAAAUGACAUUUUAGUGAGAGAAAAUGAGUGCAACAGACUUAAAGAAUCAAGGAAAUAAGCAUUAUGCUGCUAGAAACUACGAGGCUGCCGUUAACUGUUAUUCAAAAGCAAUUAUAAAAAGUCCAAGCACACCAACAUUUUUCACCAACAGAGCUUUGUGUUACUUGAAACUAAAAAACUGGGACCAAGCCUUACAGGACUGCAGAAGAGCUUUAGAUCUUGAUCGAUCAGUUGUGAAAGGACACUUUUUUAUGGGACAGGCUCUUGUUGAGUUGAGCUUGUAUGAUGAAGCUGUAAGCAGUCUUAAAAGAGCUCAUGAUCUAGCCAAAGAACAAAAAUUGAACUUUGGGGAUGAUAUAACAUGUGCACUUAGACAUGCCAAGAAGAAGAAAUGGAAUAUGAUAGAGGAUAAAAGAAUUCAACAAGAAAUAGAACUACAGACGUACAUAAAUAAACUGAUAAGAGAGGACACAGACAGAAUGAGAGAUGAAGUAAAGAAAACAACCAAUGAAGAAGAUGGUGAGGAAGACAAGAUUUUAAGUGAAAUUGAAGAGGAGCAGGACCAAAAAAUCAAGGAAAUAAAUGAUCUGUUUGCAAAAGUGGAUGAAAGAAGAAGGGGGAGAGAUGUUCCGGAUUACUUGUGCGGCAAAAUUAGUUUUGAACUAAUGCGCGAUCCUGUAAUAACGCCGAGUGGAAUAACGUAUGACAGGAAGGACAUCGUGGAGCAUCUCCAGAGAGUUGGACAUUUUGACCCAGUGACUCGAACAGACUUGACCCAGGAUCAGCUCAUCCCUAACCUGGCUAUGAAGGAAGUGAUAGACAAUUAUUUAGAAGAAAAUCCUUGGGCAGAGGACUACUAGCACUAAUUACAUGUACAUGUGAUUAAGCAACUUUCAAACCAUUCCGCGUCUCAAUUUUAUAUUUAGAUGUUUCAUGGUUUUCAUUGAUGCAGAGAAUGAAAAUGUAUUCAAUAUCAUUAUUUCAAAAUCUAGCAAGAUUUUUACUUCAAGAACCUUUACAUGUACUUUCGUAGAUCCCAUUAUUGAACUGCUUAGAUGACUGCAUUUAUAAUAUGCAUUGUUUCCCAGGAAACAAAUUGUUAUUAGGUACAUGGGUAGUUCAAUAUGUGUAUGUGUACGAGUGCUAAAAGUGAAAUUUAAGUAUAUACAAUGUAUAUCUAUUGAUUAUGUAAUCUUUUUAAUUUUAAUACAUGUAACAUAUUCAUGUACAUAAAUUAUGAGCCUCAUGGCUUAUUAGAAAGGAUUUAACUUAACUAUUAAGCAGGAAAAAAAUUAAAUAUCUGGUAAAUUAACUUGUUCAUAUUAUCAGAUAUAAACAUAUGAUAUUAUUAUG